UCUGUGAGAGAAACGGAAUGUUCUAGUUCUCGCACGGAAAUCUCGCGAGAACGUGGCAGCCUCGGAGGCGCAACGAAAGCAGAAACAGCGGCUGGAGCGACAAGAAAAGAUUCAACGGCCCUUUGGCUGAGCAGAACAACUUGGAUUUUGGGCGACAGAAGCGGGGACUACAAAAUGACCAGAGGUAACCAACGUGAGCUUGCACGUGCAAAGAAUGCAAAAAAAAAUCCCGAAAAAGGGAAGAAGGGCGAUGAUGGGCUGUCUGCAGCUGCCCGGAAGCUGAGGGAUGCUGAGAUAAUGCAACAGAAACAGAAAAAGGCGGGUGGAGGAGGGAAAGAAGAAACCGAAGCCAAGUCCAAGUAAAGAAUGAAGAGAAUUUGGAGACUAAUUCAAUUCAGUGCUUCAAUAACAUCCCAUGUUGAGCAUUCUUCCUGAUAUUUAUGAGAAUGGUUCUGUAAUUUCUAUCUAGCCUCAAGAAUCUAGGAUCCUACAUUCUUCCCUAUCGCAAAUUACAUUGCUUGUUGGAUUUGUUAUCUUUACUUGGUGAUAUUAUAUCUGAGCAAUUUAACGGUUGUCCCACGUUGGUGCUGCAUGCAGAGGAGCAUCAGUGGUGUAAGCAGCAGGCGAAAGAACAACAAUUCUUGACACAAAGCACCUACGUAACAUUUGUGUAUUUUUGUAAAAACAUGUCCCCUGCAGGUUUCAAAUAAAAUGUAUCUUUUUAGUUCA
Molecule: messenger RNA, 729 nt
Organism: Eleginops maclovinus (Patagonian blennie)
Lineage: Eukaryota; Metazoa; Chordata; Actinopteri; Perciformes; Eleginopidae
Gene: serf2b
Product: small EDRK-rich factor 2b
Exons: 3
Coding region: 175-363 (62 amino acids)
Source: RefSeq, a predicted model, not a curated record